Messenger RNA from Bufo gargarizans (Asiatic toad), 1205 nucleotides. RefSeq names its product lysosomal acid lipase/cholesteryl ester hydrolase-like. NCBI's taxonomy places the organism in Eukaryota, Metazoa, Chordata, Amphibia, Anura, Bufonidae. Bases 1 to 1110 code for a protein of 369 amino acids. The transcript has 9 exons. Gene Ontology annotation, molecular function: hydrolase activity, acting on ester bonds. The record is from RefSeq and is a predicted model, not a curated record.
AUGACUAUUUGGCAUCAAGAUCUGCAGAAGAGGCUAAUCAGCCAGCAAGGAUAUCCCAGUAAGAAUUAUGAAGUGGUCACUGAAGAUGGGUACAUCCUAACUGUCAACCGAAUUCCACAUGGCAUUAAGAAUCAGUCUGGAGAGAAUAAACCAGUGGUAUUAUUACAGCAUGGCCUGCUUAUGGAUGCCAGCAACUGGGUCACAAACUUCAACUACAAUAGUCUGGGCUUCAUCCUGGCAGAUGCAGGUUAUGACGUGUGGAUGGGAAACAGUCGGGGUAAUACCUGGUCUAUGAAGCACAAGACUCUGUCCCCUGCAGACAGCGAAUUCUGGGCUUUUAGUUAUGAUGAGAUGGCAAAGAAAGAUCUUCCUGCAGUGAUAGAUUUUAUUUUGCAAAAAACAGGCCAGACGCAAUUGUACUACAUUGGCCAUUCACAGGGCACUACUAUGGGAUUCAUUGCAUUUUCUACCAUUCCAGAACUGGCAAGUAAAAUUAAAUUAUUUGUCGCUCUUGCUCCUGUGGCUACUGUUAAAUAUCCUAUUGGUCCUGCUGCAGCUGCCAGAUCCUUACCAACUUAUUUAGUUAAGCCAUUGUUCGGUGAUAAGAUGUUCAUGCCACAGCCAAGAAUUACUAAGCUCCUUUCCAAUAGAUUUUGCAACCAUAAUCUACUGGACGUACUAUGCGGCAACUUCUUCUUCCUCCUGUGUGGGUUUAAUGAACAGAACCUAAACAUGACUCGUGUCAAUGUAUAUGUUUCCUAUUUUCCUUCCUCAACCUCUGUGCAAAAUAUGGAACAUUGGUUACAGGCUUCCCACACUGGGAGACUGCAGGCUUUUGACUGGGGCUUUCUAGGCAAUUUGAAGCGUUAUAAACAGAACACUCCCCCUUUGUAUGAUGUAACAAAGAUGACUGUCCCCACGGCUCUUUGGAGCGGAGGAAAUGACUUUCUUGCUGACCCGCUGGAUGUAAAGUUAUUGAUCCGUAAAAUCAAGAACUUGGUCUAUCAGGAAGAGAUACCAAAAUGGGAGCAUCUAGAUUUCAUAUGGGGUAUUGAUGCUCCACAAAAGUUAUACACGCACAUCCUUAACUUUCUGAAAAGGCAUGCAUGAUCUCUCAAUUCAGUAAUUUUGUCCAAUUACACAAGCACUUGUUACAUUGACUGUCAAGCGUGUGUGUGUGUGUGUGUUGGUUUUUUAGGUUAUGA